AUGAGAACUCUCCUACAACCCGAUCUCUCAUCCACUCGUCUAGAACUAGUUGACCGGCCCAUCCCCAUCGCCAACCCCGAUGCCAACGAACAUCUGAUCCGCGUGCACUGCACCGCACCCUGUGCAGGCGAGCUAGGCUGGUAUGCCUAUGUCUCUCUCCCCGACAGGGAACCUGUCCCUUGUGACGACAUGGCCGGAACUGUGGUGACGGCCCCCCCAAAUUCCCCCUUCCAACCGGGCGAUGAGGUAUACGCCCGCAGCACAUUCAACCGCCCCGGUUGCGCACGCGACUACACCGUUGUAGUAACGGACGAACUGGCGCGUCGACCGCAGAAUCUCAGCUGGGCCGAGAGUGCCGCCACACCGCUAUCGGCCGAAACGGCCUGGCAGGCACUUUUCGAGCAGUCGGGCAUCGGCGGGUUCUCGAGCUCGGCUUGGAAGGGAAAACGAAUCCUGGUGACGGCUGCUUCCAGUAGCACAGGCAUGUGGCUGGUUCAACUGGGCCGAAUUAUCGGAGCGCAGAUCAUCGGGACAUGUGGACCGAACAAUGUGGACCUCGUUCGGGGACUGGGUGCCGUGGACGUCGUCAACUAUCGCUCGCAGUCACUGCGGGAAUGGGGCCAGAACGAGGAGAACAAGGUCGAUUUGGUGAUUGAUUGUAUCGGCGGACAGUCGCUGGAGGAUGCCUGGCGGUGUGUUCGGGAUCAGGGCAUCGUUAUCAGUAUCUGUAGGUCACCGAACGAGGUAAAACCGGCAGAGGUGACGGCGAAGGAGGUCAGGGGCUUGUUUUUCAUCAUGACGCCUCGCAGGUCCGAUCUGGAGGAGAUCACCAAGCUGGUAGAAGCGGGUGAAUGCCGACCGUUGGUCGAUAGCGUGUGGCCGUUGGAGCAGUUCCAGUCUGUAUUUGAUCGUGUGGAGGGACGGCAUGCGCGUGGAAAGGUCGUGAUGGACCUGCGGCUGAAUCGGAAGUUGGAAUCUUAG
Aspergillus tanneri is the source of this 981-nucleotide messenger RNA. Its product is annotated as NADP-dependent oxidoreductase. The record is from RefSeq and is a predicted model, not a curated record. Lineage: Eukaryota; Fungi; Ascomycota; Eurotiomycetes; Eurotiales; Aspergillaceae. Gene Ontology annotation, molecular function: oxidoreductase activity. The coding region runs from base 1 to 981 and encodes 326 amino acids. The transcript has a single exon.